Aegilops tauschii subsp. strangulata is the source of this 2484-nucleotide messenger RNA. RefSeq lists its product as uncharacterized. Lineage: Eukaryota; Viridiplantae; Streptophyta; Magnoliopsida; Poales; Poaceae. Gene Ontology annotation, biological process: DNA repair; telomere maintenance. Gene Ontology annotation, molecular function: DNA helicase activity. The record is from RefSeq and is a predicted model, not a curated record.
AUGUUGGACAACAGAUGGGUUGUGCCUUAUAACCCAUACCUUCUGCGGAUGUUCAAUUGCCACAUCAACGUUGAGGUCUGCUCGAGCAUAAAGGCCGUCAAAUAUCUUUACAAGUACAUUUACAAGGGCCAUGAUAAGGCUUCUUUCAGCAUCGACCAGCCCGACGCCGAUGGUAACAUUGAUGAGAUCAAGAGAUACGUUGACGCAAGGUGGAUCACCCCUCCGGAGGCUAUGUGGAGGAUAUUUGGCUUUCCACUUUGCGCCAACUACCCUCCUGUCUUGCAGUUGCCUCUUCAUCUCCCGAAUAUGCACAGGGUCGCAUUCAAUGCCCAGGCUGACUUGAAAAAUGUUGUCGCCUCAGAAAAUAUUUCAAAAUCCAUGUUAACGGAGUAUUUCAAGGCUAACCAGGAACACCCUCGGGCUAGAAAUAUAUUGUACAAGGAUUUUCCCGGAAGGUUCACGUGGCAGAAGAAAAAGAAGUUUUGGAAGCCGCGGGUCGAGCGUUUUCAAAUAGGUCGCAUCGUGUCUGCCAAUCCUGCCGAGGGGGACCGAUACUAUCUGCGUGUGUUGCUAAACCAUGUUAUGGGCAAAACAUCCUUUGACGACUUGCUCACCGUGGACGGCGUGCUAUGUGGGAGCUUUAGAGAGGCUGCUGAAAGGUUGGGACUCAUCGAGGCAGACAACACGCUCGACGACUGUCUUACUGAGGCUGAGCAGUGGGCGAUGCCAUGUUCUCUUAGGAGGCUCUUCGCAACCAUCUUGGUGCACUGCGAGCCAGGCGACGUGCGUGGUUUAUGGGAUAGGCACCUCGAGCCUAUGUCAGAUGACUAUCGUCGAUCACGCACGUCCCCUGACGAGGUGGAGCAGAUGGUGUUGCUAGACAUUAGGGGUAUGUUGCAGUCCAUGAGUAAAGAUAUUGCUGAUUUCGCUCUUCCGAGCAUAGAUGAUGCGUUUGACCCAACCGAGGGCGAGGCAAGAGAGGUCAUCGAGGAAACAACCGUUGAGUUUGACAUGGAUGACACUAAGUUGGUAUCUUCGCUGAACUUGGAACAAAGGGCCGCAUACGACGAGAUACUAACGGCUGUUGAAUGCGGUGAUGGGGGUGUAUUCUUUGUUGAUGGCCCUGGAGGUACAGGGAAGACCUUCCUAUACAGGGCGAUGCUUGCCAAGGUGAGGAGCCAAGGCAAGAUUGGUAUCGCUACCGCGACGUCGGGAGUCGCCGCUUCUAUCAUGCCUGGCGGCAGGACUGCCCACUCGAGGUUCAAGAUCCCAUUGAGUUGCGAUGAUGGAGCCUCGUGCAGCUUCACCAAGCAGAGUGGGACCGCCAAGCUCCUAAGGAUGGCCUCAUUGAUAAUAUGGGACGAGGCCAGCAUGACGAAGCGACAAGCAGUAGAGGCAUUGGACAACAGCAUGCACGACAUCAUGGGAAUACGUGACCAACCCUUUGGAGGAAAGACUGUUGUUUUUGGUGGGGACUUUCGGCAGGUGCUUCCGGUCGUCAGAAGGGGGUCGCGGGGCCAGAUAAUUGAUGCAACCCUCCGAAGUUCUCAUCUGUGGAAGUGUAUGAGGCAGCUUCGGCUCAUCACCAACAUGAGGGCUCAUAAUGACACGUGGUUUGCAGAUUACUUGCUAAGGGUCGGCAAUGGCACUGAGGAUGUAGACGAUCAAGGCAACAUACUACUCCCUGAAGAUAUUUGUCUGUCGUCUACAGGCGAGGUUGACGACCUGGAUAAACUUAUUGACCACGUGUUUCCGAGUCUAGAUGACAACAUGUCUGAUUCCAAUUACAUGACAUCUAGAGCAAUCCUUUCCACGACAAACAACAAUGUCGACAAGAUAAACAUCCGCAUGAUAGACCGUUUUCAUGGAGAUGAAGUAAUCUACCAUAGCUUUGACAUUGCAGAGGACGACCCAUAUGGCUACUAUGCUCAGGAGUUUCUUAAUGGAUUGACUCCUAAUGGUCUUCCUCCGCAUGCACUCAAGCUAAAGUUGAACUGCCCUGUCAUACUUCUAAGGAACAUUGAUCCAGCUAAUGGACUGUGUAACGGCACUAGGCUUGUUGUAAGAGGUUUUGAGAGGAACACCAUUGAUGCAGAAAUCGUGAUUGGUCAACACGCUGGCAGGAGGGUCUUCCUUCCUCGAAUACCUCUCUGCCCAUCUGAAAACGACAUGUUUCCGUUCAAGUUUAAGAGAAAGCAAUUUCCUAUAAGGCUUAGCUUUGCUGUGACCAUUAACAAGGCUCAAGGGCAGACCAUACCGAUAGUUGGUGUCUACCUACCCAAUCCCGUGUUCUCUCAUGGUCAGCUCUAUGUUGCUUUGUCUCGAGCCACCGCGAAGAGAAACAUAAAGAUACUCAUUCAGAAGGAGAAGCCGAAGGAGAAGGCCAACAAGCUAAAGGACAAUCCAAAGAAGCGAAAAAGACCGACUGUGUCCUUACUGACCUCGAUGAAGAACAUCGUCUACAAGGAAGUCCUUACAGGCUGA